Molecule: messenger RNA, 3083 nt
Organism: Homarus americanus (American lobster)
Lineage: Eukaryota; Metazoa; Arthropoda; Malacostraca; Decapoda; Nephropidae
Exons: 7
Coding region: 21-1751 (576 amino acids)
Biological process (GO): positive regulation of cyclin-dependent protein serine/threonine kinase activity
Molecular function (GO): protein kinase binding
Source: RefSeq, a predicted model, not a curated record
UGGGGUACGGGACGGCAGUGAUGAGGGUGAACGCUGUGUACAUUCGUCAUCGCCACGACCGACAGGCUCAGAGUAUAUUUUCACUUAACUCGCCUAAUGGCAAAGAAUUUGCAUCCAGUCAUGAUAUCAACAGCCAUGAAACAAGUUUUAAGGAGGGCUGCACCGAUGGUGAGGAGGCUUAUGAUCAACAGCAACAGUCAGCACGCAAGAUGCCUCGGCUAGAGAAGGAUCACAUUCAACCCACGGGGACGUCAGGGAUGACCAUGAAGAUUACCGCUCCACCCCGUCCAACAAGGGCCAUUCUACAGGAAGUUUUGAAUACUUUUAGGAGUAAAUUGAUCACUCCAAACACGGCGUUCCCCAUUGUUCCGCCUUCAUUGCCCAUUGCACCACUAUCUUUUCCUGUUCGCAAAUUGUUUCCACUUGCACAAGAUAAAAAAAAAGUCCCCCUUUGUGAAGACAAAUUAGCUGACAAAGAGAACAUUUCACCUGUAGACUCCAGCAUAUUCACAGCAGUCUCGAUGCUGGAGAAAACCCGAAAGGAGUUUCAAUUAAAGCAACAGGUGAGCCAGUACCCUCAAACACCAUCCGGGGUCAGAUGCCUCGCCCACACAAAACUGGACGAUCACCCACCUGCACAAACCACCCGGAAGUGCAUUGGAGAAGACAAUACAUUGAGAAAGGAUAAGAAAGCUGAGAGCAGCAAUAUCAACACACGCAACAACAAGCAUGCCGGGACACCAAUCAUCAGUGAUAAGGAAAAAAAGAAAAGGAUUCCUAGACGUAGUCGACGUGAUGAAAACUCAAGUGGCAAUGUGUUUGUUUCACGCAAACACUUGACCUGGUUUUUUCAACUUGUGGAGGACCCAGUUGUAAGAAAAUUUCUAAAAGUUGACAUUUGUCGUCGCUAUGCUGACAAGUACCUGCUGGCCAUGGUGUUCACCUACCUUGUGCGUGCUGGAUAUAAGUGCGACCAGUACUCUAAAGAAAACUUCUUUGCAGCUUUAUAUCUUGCACAUGAUAUGGAAGAAGAUGAAGAAGAGUUGAAAUUCGAAGUUUUCCCCUGGGCACUUGGUCGCAAAUGGCGCAAGACCUACCCCUUACUCCUACAGAUGCGGGAUGAUAUCUUCUGGGCGAUCGACUGUCGUGCAGUUGUUUCUAAGAGAUGUUGUGACCAGGUGAUUGGGAUGCAGCCAGACCACUGGAUGUGGGACCGCGAGAGACCAACUUACCAUGGUGGGGCACUGCGAGAUUAUCUCAAACACCCCAAUGAUAAUGGUCGUCCUCGGGGUCCUGACAAAUCACCUUUACAGUGCCAGACAUGUCUAGAACGUGAAUGCAGUACUUCUGAGAAUUCAUAUAUUCUGUAUUUGUCUGAGAGCGACACCAGUACAGAUUCAUUAUUUGCAGAUGGAGGGAAGACAGAAAUGCAUAUGGAACGAGAUUCUGGCUUUGAGACAUUCCUGUGUCAGCCAUCUGACACAAGCCUUAGUACACCUCAAGAUCCUACAAAUUGCGCCCAAUACGUUGAUGUGGUGGGUAAGUUGGGUGAUACGGAGCAACUUGGUACUCGUAUAAAAACUAACGAUAGCUAUAUCAAGGUAAAUGUUUUGACAAAUGGAGCCUGCUCUGAUUCUUUUGCAGCUUGUAAUGAAUUAGAAAAAAAUAUGGAAAUACCUGUAUCAGAAAGUGAAUUUGUUAAUGCAGCAGAGUUACCAUUAUCGCAAGCUGAUACUAUAUUUAUUUCAUAAGUUCCAUGCCCAUCACCAAAGUUUUGAUAAUUUCUAGAUGAGCUUUUCAAUUAAGGAUUAAAAAUUCUGAAUUCUUUUGGAUAAUUAUUGAUGUCAAGUAAUAUAUUUUUAUUGUGUAUAACUUUAUUAAUAUGGAAGUAGUAGAUUCAAUAUUCUUUACACUGUACAUCAUUACCACUUAAAACAAGUGUAAAUAAGCUUUUGUUUACCUGAAUUGAGUUUAGGGAUGGCAUACACACACACACACACACAGUUCAGUCCAGUAUAUGUAUUCUGAAAGUUUAGAAAGGAUGUAAUUUGUGUAUUGUACACAUAUCUUUUCUCUGUACGUGUAAACUGUAUUGCUGAUCUUAUAUGAAGUGAUUCUGUUAGAUUUGUUUUAAAAAAAUCGAAGUUUCAUCUACAAAUACAUUAUGAUUAACGGGAACAACAAUUUGAAGAAUUUUUAUCUUGACCGUAUAACAAUAUUUUUUUUUUCAUGGUAAAACAAUUAGAGUACAGUAUGUACAAGUAUAAUAUAGUAUCGUUGGUGCUACUACAGUAUACGGCCUACCGAGCUGGAGCUACUAUAGCAAGCGGCCCACCGAGCUGAAGUUGUGUCUACCGGGAUAUUUACACUCUGGCAUCCAUUAAAUUAACCGAGGUUAAUUUAGGUUAGGUUAGAUUAAGUCAGGUUAUGUUAGAUUAAUAUAUAUUAGAUUAAGUUAGGUUAGGUUGGGUUAAUAGAUGCUACGGUGUAAAUAUUCCGGUAGAUCAAGUCUAGCUCGGUAGACUGCAUACAAAGAAGUAUAACUCCAAGAAAGAUGUGUGAAUAUUUUGUUAAAAUAAGCAUACCUAUACUGCACUAAUAUCAGUACAGUAAAUCUUUGUUGUUGCACUGGUAAUUCCUUGAUAAGGUUUUAGUUUUAAAAAUAGUGUUACUUGGUAGUGAGUUGUGACCACAAAUGAUAUACAGUAUUGAUCAUGAAAGUGCUCAGUACUGAUGAAAUCUGUAUUGAUAUUUUAUGUACCGGUACUACUGAGGACGAUUAUCAAUAGAAAUCAGCUGUUCCAAAGAUUAAACCAAAGAAAGUUUACUAAAACACAGUACUCUGUACAGUACAGUUCUCUAAUACACUUUUAACUUGGUCAUAUCCAAAUAUCACUUAUUUUCAGUUAUAAGGAUAAAUCUACCAGAAUAUAUGUCUAGAAACGAGUGAUUAUAGCUUGAAUACUGAUACUUGUAGAGAAUGACUGUUAUAAAGAUAGAGAUUCUUUAAUAACAGUAAUGAACAAGUGUCGAAGUUGAUAGUCUUCUAAUUUCUGUCAAGUUUAGUGUUGAUGAGAUAUUGA